Molecule: messenger RNA, 8340 nt
Organism: Uranotaenia lowii
Lineage: Eukaryota; Metazoa; Arthropoda; Insecta; Diptera; Culicidae
Gene: kek2
Exons: 3
Coding region: 3337-5799 (820 amino acids)
Molecular function (GO): protein binding
Source: RefSeq, a predicted model, not a curated record
ACGUGUCUCCGUUCUUUCUCUGCGCGCCGUGCGGUGUUUGUUGUGCUGCUGCUGCUACCAUUGCUGUGGUGUGGUGUUGCCUCUGCUCUGGCCUUCCUCUUGCCGUGUUCCACCAUCCGGAUGGGCUGAUGUGGAUGCUGGGGCCGAAGUGGAAUCGUGGCGUGAGCUCGGUAUCGGUUUUCCGUUCUUCAAUAUCCUCCAGUGGGUAAUCUUUUGGUCUAAGGCUGAAAAAGAAGAAGAAGAAGAAGGAGGGCGACGAGUGUGUCAAAGUAUCUUAAUUGCUCGUGUUGUGGAGACGCAUUAUGGUUAGAGUGAUAAUAGAUUGAGAUGGGUUUCGUUGUUGGGGUGUUUUGUUGGGUUCUGUUGAAGCACACUUAAGGAUGCUGGGAGUCGCCCCAAGAGAGUGCGAAACAUCUUAGUGAAACGUCAAAACAGUGUUUGCAAAUUCUGUGGGCUGGCGGAGGAAUAUCGAAGAGGAAUAUAGCAAAAAAAAUCAAUCACUGGGCGUUGUAUUGCGUAAAUGGAUGCUGUAAAAACGAGGAAAAACACGUCCGGUGCAGAACGCUUCAGGGUUAUCAAAUAUGUCGAAAAAGUGAGCGAAAACAGUGAAGAAGCAACAUAAAUCUGACAGUGCUGUUAUAUUAAAAACAAAUUGUUUUCGUGAACCGAGCCGAUGCCUCGUUUCGGGAAAUGAUGGUGUGAGAGAAAUCACGAGAGCAGCAUUCAGCCAUCGUGCGGAUCGUAAAAAUUGUAUAUGUAAAAGGCAAAUCUGUGCUUAUCCAAGGGAACGGAAGUCGAAGAGAAAAACGAAUGAUUCACGCUUGAAAAAAUACGGUCCAUACAUUGUGGAUAGCAAUCAACUGGGCUCGCAUCAUCCCCAAAAACGAGAACAGGCCGAGAAGAGAAGAAGUGAACAGGGGGAAGUGGAAAAAAGGCAAAAACAAAAAUUCCGCACGCAGUCAGAAGGUAAAUUGAUAACCCUUUCGACCGGAGCCUCCAAAAACCCGGCCGGACGAAAUCCCAAAAUAAUACAAAACCGUAUCGAUGUUUGUGCGUUGAUGGCAUUUUUUGCCCUUGUUCUCCCAUUCGGUAUUGUUCGUGAAUAAAAAAAGCGGUGAUAACAAUAUCAUCGAGUCGUGAAAAAUCGUGACACACCAUGACGGCAGUCAGCAUUUUUGGCGGCUGUUGGCAGUGAUCGGUAUCGCCAUUCAACGGAAAGUGAAAUUUACGACGCAUUAACGAAGGAUUAAAGUACACUCACAAACACGUGAGUGGAGGAAAAAGUGAAACAAAAUCAAGCCAAACAAUCUAUCAAAGGAUUACAGAGCAUUACUUCCGCUUUUCGACGCGGAUGGACUCGCAACAUUUUGGUGAAGCUCUUCCAUAAGGCACUGGGAAAUCCCAUUCACAUUCCAUCCACUGGCUGGGUACAUCGGUGCGUGAUCCAGAAAAAUAUUAAACCUCAGAAUUUUGAUUCUGAGCAGGAAAGCUCUCCUUGAGUAAUCGUCUUGGAGUGGAUCCUACUUCGUCUAUUUCUGAUUCCCUAAACAAAGAUAUCAAGAGCAGACCUUUUUCAAUCGAUAAACGGUGACCCAGCAGCAGUGGUUGUCAUUUGUUGUUUUCGUCCAAGAAUAACGGCCUGCAGUGACGGAUGAACGUCGUUUUCGUCGUCCGACAAACAUCGAGAGCGUCGGACGAUUAUGAAAUGCUAUGACCCAGCACGACAUUUCCUGGACCGAGAGCUCUUGUAUUUGCUACGCCAGAACCACUGUCACCUCUCACCAAGUCUUCGCUGCUGCCGCCAGUGCAAUUGCAGCAAAUCAACGACCGCGUUUGCACCGUCAUCAUCAUCGUCUCUAACAGCAUCAUCAUCAGCAGCAUCCGCAGCAGGGAAUCCUCGUUAUCACGACGAUAAAAACAGGCCCCAACUGCUGCUGCUUGACAUUAGUACCGCCGUCAGGCAACAACAUCUUCUUUACUGCACAAACACAACAACAAAGUUCUGCAACUGGAUCUGGGAGUCGGGGAAACAUCCACUGAUCCGGUUGCGCUAAAAAACCGUUAGCUGAGCGAAAGCGGAAACCAGUCAGCGAGGAAACGUCAAGAAUUGUUCCGAGAGUCAAAGAUUAUGACUCGGUCAUGAUUUUCAUCGUGCUCUCGAGCACGACGUUGAUGAAGAUCUGUCCCGUAGCAACAACCCAGCAGCAUUCGCGCCUCACGGGUCCGAGACGAGACGUGCCGGAGAUUGAGCGACGCAGAUACUGAAGCAGAAGAAGAGACAUCAUCAACGCGCUAGGUCAAUUCACAACACGGUCUGUCGUCCGGCAACUGGCAGCAGCUGUGUCCCGUCACAGAGCUGAGUUGUACGUGUGCACAAAUGGAAAUGAAAGACAAAUAAGUUUUGCACCUUAAUAGGCAAAAUUAUACUGCACUAACGAGAUAGUAGAGAAAAGCGAGCUCGGGCGUUCGCGUUCUAUUUACUGUGGGUCGAAUUGCAGAACCUUCUCUGUGACCGCUUGCAAAAAAACUCAAAAUCAGACAAUAGUGUUUAGAUUUUCUGACCGGCAGCGAGUUUUUAUUUGCUAAAUUAGGAGAAAAAAUACACAUCCCGAUAGGGAAAAAAAGAAUUCCUCUGACAUAUGCCACGGAAUGUUUUGUAAGGAAAAACACAAAGCUGUGAUUUUUUUAAACCUAAAUUGAGUGAUUUCAUUGAAUUUGAAGCUAAAUUUGACGGAUCCAAAGAAAGUCACAAAAAGAAAACUUUAGAGUGGUCCCCGAAAAGUGCCGAUUUCCUUUUUGUUCGAACGAAAUAAAAACACAACAACAACAGAAUACAAAAAAAAAACACAAAACCGAAGAAACUUUUACAGAAACGAAGUAGAGCGCAUAAAACAUUCACCAGAAAUUUCAAUUUUGUGCUCCCCUCUUCGGGGAGAUGAAAGACAUCGAGCGCAGUCCGAGCGAGCAAAACGGGGGUAAAGUGGCCUGGUGAUUGAAUCGUUCGUCCGAGGUGCUUCGGGAAAAAAACAGAAACAAAUAUUGCCAAUUUAAACAUAAAAGCGAACACCCCAACUGCUCCCCCCGACUGAGGGUGGCCUGAUCCGGUUUCCGGCGUCUUCGUCCUCGUCAUUCUCCGCCUAAACCCAACAGCAGAUAUUGGAUCAGAGUGGCCGGAAAAUGAAAAGCUCAAUUAGUGGGCUGCGGUUAAUGGAUCUCAGGAAAUCAAGUUGAAAUCUAGCAGAUUUGUGGGUAGAGCUAGGCACCGGGGACGAGGGAAAGUAAGAAGUCCGGAGGUGUGGGAAUUUGUUUUCUAUUUUUCGGGGGUGUGCGGUGAAAAUGUGGCUUAACUUGCUAAUCCUGGGGGCGCUGAUCAAUUUGACGCUGCGCCAGGUCUACGGGUGCCCGGCCGAAGUUUGCGUCUGCAAAUGGAAGGGUGGGAAGCAAACGGUCGAAUGCGGGGGAAGGAUGCUCAAUCGGAUACCGGAGGGAAUGGAUCCGGGAACGCAGGUGCUCAAUUUUACCGGUAAUAGUCUAACAAUUUUGCAGAGCGAGCGCUUCAAGAAGAUGGAUUUGAUUAAUCUACAGAAAAUAUAUAUGGCUCGCAAUCAGCUAGUCAAGAUUCAGGACACGGCCUUCAAGGGCCUAACAAAUUUAGUGGAGCUAGAUCUGUCGGAAAAUAUGCUCCCACUGAUACCGACGGAAACUUUCGCCGACUAUCCGGCCCUAAUGCGAUUAACGCUCAGUGGUAAUCCCAUAAGAACGAUACGGACGAACGCCUUCAAAUACCUAUCGUUUCUAACGACGCUCGAGUUGAGCAACUGCCAGAUAGAACUAAUCGAAGAUGAAGCUUUCAUCGGAAUGGACAACCUGGAGUGGUUGCGGCUAGAUGGCAAUCGGAUAACCACCAUCCAGGGAAAUCACGUGCUACCGGAAUCUUUGCACGGUAUCAACCUGCAAGCAAAUCGAUGGCAGUGCGAUUGCCGACUGCUGGACAUCCAUACCUGGCUGAAUAGUUUUAACGUUCCUCAGCGAGAGGAACCAAAAUGCUCAGGCCCACUAAGGCUCGCUGGUCAAACUAUCAAAAGUGUCCCUCACGAAGAGCUAGCAUGUCUUCCCGUGGUUUCACCACAAGCGCUAUACCACGAAAUAGCCGAAGGACGCAACAUGACCCUAACCUGUACGGUAUCGGCCAUUCCGGAGGCAUCCGUUUCCUGGUGGUUUCAGAACCAGUUGCUCCAAAACGACAGUCUACUGGCGCCGAAUCUUCAUCUCUAUCAUUACGGCGAAGAGAGUAGUGAAGAAAAGCGAAGCGAACUCUUGAUUUACAACAUCGGUCCAGAUGACAACGGAACGUUUUCCUGUAUAGCCGAGAAUUCAGCAGGGCGUGUUCAAGCGAACUACACCUUGCACGUCAUCAUCAAAGAAGAACCUGUCGUUGAGCAGGUUACCUUUUCACAAGAGUACUUUCUUGUUAUAGUUGGUGCGAGUGCCGCAACCGGGUUUCUACUGUUUCUUAUUCUUUGUAUCAUAAUCUGUAAAUGUUGUAGUAGGAGUAGUGGUAAGCGUAGUUCUAGUAAAAAAGGUCGAAGCAAAUCGGGCUCCGAUACAACACCCGGCAGUCAGAAGUGUUCAUCCAUCACAAACGACAUCGGAGAACCGUUGACCUGUGCCAAGCUCAAUGGCUCCGUAGCCCUAGGGGACACCAAUCCACAGGACGUGGUCCUAUAUCUCAAUGCCGGGAGCAACCUCGACAAAGUGGUCAUGAACAACCUCACCCUCGGAGGACAAGCUCAGUUCUGUAGUCCACCGUCGGCACGAAGCUACCAGGACCAGAACCCGGACCUUAUCAACGACGCCGAAAGCGGGAACAAAAUUCGAUCCCGGCAGGAUCCCAUGGAUUCCGACCUCGGCGAAAAAGAUUCCGACGAACAGAGCAGCGUACAAGACGCCAGCAGCGAAGCCAGCUAUCAACAAAGCUAUCUUCAACAACCGAUGGGUAUCCGACCCGUCAACCCUCGUUUCUCAGCUUUAUCUACACUGCCACGAGGAAUCAACAAAGAUAUGUACCAGCAUCAGGUCGAUAUCCAUCUCAGUCCCGGCUGUUUCCUGGAUCAAAACGGCUACCCUAUCGACCUAAACCUCAUGAACCAAGGCAACAACGCAGCGGUCAACUACUAUCGAACGCUACCGCACAACCGUGGACAGAAGGGACAACAAAACAAGGUUCGCUACUCCAACGAUGCUGAAUUCAUCACCCGAACCUCUCAAACGUAUCAACUCUACGGAGGCCCUCACGACGUGCGAUACACAGCCGAAGGAUACCCGCAACAGCAACAGCUAGCCGGGGACAAUACAAGUCAAUUUCCCUCUCCACCGGAAGGCUACAAAGGAGAACUCACAGCAUCGUCCACUGUCCAGCAGGUUGCCUUCAUGAACCCUUCACAGCCCCAAGCUUUCUGUGUGGGACCCACACAAUCGGGUCAGUGGCCCGCAUUCCUGCCCGGCUACCAUCCACAGCUGAUACCGCUCACAAAUCAACAACCCUACCUUCCUCCACCCGCGAUUCUUCAACAAUCCGGGCCAUGUAACCAAGGACUCCCGGUUCUCAAGAAAUGCGUUAGCGCGCAAACGGGUGACCUGACGGAAAAAGACGUGAUACCGGAACAGCGGGAAGAGGAAGAAGAGGCGGAAAGUGAAAACGAUGGCAGCGGGAAGCUGAGGCAUCUGACCGGGCCACUCGCAGACAGUCCGGACGAGGGUUACGUCGGCGAGGGGCACGAAUCCUCUUCGGACAUCUGACACAAAGCAAAACCGCCGCCGAUACUGGCCAAGUCUGUCUCGCUGCAGCUGGAAUCGGAUGAUGUACCUUUAUAAGAAGAAGAAGCAGACGAGUGUGACCGAGAAGAACCGUGGAGCAGUGAGAUGUUAUUGGUGUGUGCAUGUGAAUGAAUGUUAUUUUAGACGAUACACAUAGGUAUAUUUUUCUAGACUAGAAGGUUGGGAAGGGCUCUAAAUUUCCUCUAAAGGAAUGAAAUCACUCAAAUGAAAUCUACAGCGGCAUUUUCUAGCUUUUUGACUCUAAGGAAUGAAUGCUGAUCUUGACUAUAAUUCUUAAUUUAUUGAGUCCUGAUUGUAAACUCCCAUUUUAAAUAUUAGUCUUUUAUAUUUUUAAAUUCGGGUUCCGAAACACAGUAAUGUAUUCCGUUUAGCAAUUCGAUUUGUAGUUCCCGUUUUAAAUUCCAAAAUUUCAAUUCCGAACCUUGAGUUAUGAGCUCUGAAUUCAGAAUUUUUAAUUUUAUGUGCUAAAUUUCGAUCUCUUUAUAAAUAUUUGAAUAUUUUAAUUCGAAAUUUUUAGCUCAAUAUUCUGAAUUCAAAAUUCUUUAUGAAUGGAACGAAUGAUAAGGUUAAUUUUUAAAAGGAUUUUCGACGACUGUUUUUGACUCCAAUGAUUCGUUCCGUAUUGGAUAUUCCUCAACGGUUAAAAUUCAUUACUUAUUUAGUGAAUUUCGACUUCAAAUUUUCUUACCGAUUAAAUGUCGUUUUCUUGUUAAGUUUGAUUGGCUUAUCUUGAACUGCUGUCAUUCGAUCUCUGUAUAGAAUUAUGCUGGUUAUAAUUUUGUGUUUUCUGACUUUUUGUUUGUCUGUUGAAUUUUUAGAUUUAUUUACGAUUAUAUGCAUCGGAACAUUGCACUGUGAUCUGUGAAGAAUACUAAAGAUUAGAACACAGCAUCACAAACAUUGAAUGACACCAACACAAAUAAUUGAAAGUCAAAUUUAAAAAUAUAAAAUUCAAAAGAAAAACGAAAAUUUUAUGAAAAUUCGUCAACAUUAAGUCUCACUUACCUUUAAAAUUCAUAAAACACAAAAUUAUAACAAGCAUUAUCCAACACAGAAACCCAACAAUAGCAUUUCAAGAUAAGUCAAAUCAAACUUAACAAGAAAACGACAAUCAAUCGAUAAGAACCAAUAAAUAUUUGAAGACGAUUUUCAUUAAAUAUGUAGUAAAUUUUAGUAUUGAGGAUCCAAUAAGGAUCGAAGAACUAAGAAUUCAGGGUUUAGCAUUCAGAAUAAAGAACUCGUAAUUCCUAAUUUUAGAUUCUGGAUUUUGAACUCUGAAUGUUAAAUUCUAAAUUCUUAAUUUUGAAUUUUUCUAUGGAUUUUAAACGACUAUCAGACUCGAAUUUUUAAGUAAAACCUACUUUUUUUUAACUCCAACGUUGGAGUAAAAAACAGUAGGUUUAACUUUAAAAUCCAAGUCGGAAAGUCGUUUAAAAUCCUUAGAAAAAAUCAAAAUUAAUAAUUUAAAAUUUAACAUUCAGAGUUAAAAAACCAAAAUUAAAAAUUUAAAAUAAGGAAUUCUUGAAUUCUUAGUUAUGAUUUCCAAAUCUUCAAUCUAAUAAUUAUCAUCAAAUAAAUUUCAGCUUUUUCAGAAAUGUUCAAUUAUCUGAAAAUCAUCCAAAUCGUUUUCGUUGAUCGAUUACAUCGUUGUGAUUUCAUGCCCUCGAGGUGAUGCAAAGAGUCAGUUCAAAUAAAAAUAAGUGAAAAAAGUUAAGUUAAGUCAACGUAGAAACAUCAAGCAGAAAACAAAAAAAAAGAGGUGGGAAUAAACAUCACGCAUAAAAAAAUCCAGGUAACAUGAAAAAGUAUUCAUGCCCGGAAGAGUUUUCUGAAAACUGUGAAAUUGAUAUGAUAGUUGCCACUUUUGAAUCAGGACAAAGAACUUAACACAAAUGUACUCACAGGGAUAGUUUGAAAUGCAAUCAGUUUUUCAACCGAUUUUUAACCUGUUAAUUUUGAUUAUUUUGAUUAAACCAUCAAGGUUCGAACAUUAGAAGGAAAAAUAUUAAAAGAAAAAAAUAGUUUUUAAAGCUUCAAAAUAAACAAGGUAUUGAAAUUUUUUGAAGCCCUGAAAAUGAGUUCACAUGUUCGAAUUCUCUGAAAAAAUACCAUUAUGAUCAGUUCAAAACGAGUGUUUUUUUUAAUAAAAGAAAGCAAAGAAAUCAGCCACAAAGAAAGCGCAAAAAAAAAUUUCAACGAAACUGAAAUCGUUUUGCUGUUGUUGUACAUAAGUCCCGAGCACGCAUAAUAAAAACCGAAAAAAAUAAGAAUGAUCAAUAUAGCCCAGCUGUAGCAAGAAAGAAAAAGCUCAUUCGGAAACACAGAUUAAGAAAUUUUACACGGAGAAAACAAAAUAGGUUUAAAAAAAAUAAGCAGAAAAAAACGAGGUGAAAUGUAGCGUGCGACGAUUGUGACAAAACCAAAAUCAGCUGUAAAUAAAAUUUUGUAGAUAAAUUAUUGAGGUAAUAAAACUAGAUUAAAUUAAAAAUCUAUGAAAGUGAA